This is a messenger RNA of Pistacia vera, 348 nucleotides long. RefSeq names its product LOB domain-containing protein 24-like. The record is from RefSeq and is a predicted model, not a curated record. Bases 1 to 348 code for a protein of 115 amino acids. Lineage: Eukaryota; Viridiplantae; Streptophyta; Magnoliopsida; Sapindales; Anacardiaceae. The transcript has 2 exons.
AUGCCUGGUGGUGGUCGCUGUGCAGCUUGCAAAUAUCUGCGAAGAAGGUGCCCUUCAGAUUGCAUUUUCUCUCUUUAUUUUCCAGCCAAUGAUCCUCAAAGAUUUGCUUGUGUUCACAAAAUCUAUGGUGCCAGCAAUGUCGCAAAGAUGCUGCAGCAACUUCCAGCAAAUCUACGAGCGGAAGCAGCAGAUUCGUUGAGUUUCGAGGCACGACAUCGAGUUGAAGACCCUGUUUAUGGUUGUGUUGGAAUUAUUCAUCGUCUUCAUCAACAAAUACAAAACGCAGAGACCCAAUUAGCUAAGACUCAAGCUCAACUUUUCGGUUUCAUCAACACAAUAAUAGAUUAA